UAAAAAUUUCACUCUCUUGCCAUUUGCCAAUCGAAACGAGCUGUCCCUCCCUGCCAACCCCUUGCUGAGCUAUGGCUUCCAAACUUUUUUUUCUCAGAAGGCUCCCAAGGCUUCUGAAGCCGCCUUCUCCUUCUUCAUCUUCUUCGAUUCGUAUAUUACGUUUUUUGCUUCUAGAAUCUUCGGUAUCCGAGGCCCCUCGAUGCUCUCCUGCUUUUAGAACCUUCUCUUCUGGCCCAGUCAAUCUCGCCGACGACUUUCAAGGCCCCGCCGCCAUUGAUUACUGUUCCGUGCUACAGGAGGAUGAGUUUCACACGCUAGCUAAUUCCGCAAUACAUUAUCUUCUGGAGAAGCUGGAGGAAUAUGGUGAUCAUGUCGAAAUUGAUGGAUUUGAUGUAGACUAUGGGAAUGAGGUGUUAACCUUAAAGCUUGGGGAUCUGGGUACUUAUGUGUUGAAUAAACAAUCACCAAAUAGACAAAUUUGGUUAUUUUCCCCAGUAAGUGGUCCAUCCAGGUUUGAUUGGGAUGGGAACGCUCGAACUUGGGUUUAUAGGCGGACUAAAGCAGAUUUACUGAAACUUUUUGAAAGUGAGUUGGAGCAACUGUGUGGGCAACCCAUCAAUCUUUCUUAAGCUACUGGGAUAUCUGUGACAUUUCAUGGUUUCAAUUGGGUAUUUUUUCUCAGUACUGAUGUUUUUUGCACUUACCUCUCUUCUUUCCCUAUCUUUUGGUUUUUCAUAUAUAAAGUCUGUAUCAUCAUAGGUUUUUUAAGGAAUAUACAAAUUCAUUGUAGAUUUUCUUCUGGAUUGUAAUUGUGCACUCAAGAGCUGGAGCAUUUUUUUUCCUAGCGAAAGAGAAAUAAAAAAGUAAAAAGAUAGAGUUACUCUA
This is a messenger RNA of Juglans regia (Persian walnut), 885 nucleotides long. RefSeq names its product frataxin, mitochondrial. The transcript is spliced from 5 exons. Gene Ontology annotation, cellular component: mitochondrion. Gene Ontology annotation, molecular function: ferric iron binding; 2 iron, 2 sulfur cluster binding; ferrous iron binding. Bases 72 to 629 code for a protein of 185 amino acids. Gene Ontology annotation, biological process: iron incorporation into metallo-sulfur cluster; intracellular iron ion homeostasis. NCBI's taxonomy places the organism in Eukaryota, Viridiplantae, Streptophyta, Magnoliopsida, Fagales, Juglandaceae. The record is from RefSeq and is a predicted model, not a curated record.